Saccostrea echinata is the source of this 3290-nucleotide messenger RNA. RefSeq names its product TOX high mobility group box family member 4-like. Lineage: Eukaryota; Metazoa; Mollusca; Bivalvia; Ostreida; Ostreidae. Gene Ontology annotation, molecular function: chromatin DNA binding. Gene Ontology annotation, cellular component: nucleus. The record is from RefSeq and is a predicted model, not a curated record. The transcript has 9 exons. Gene Ontology annotation, biological process: regulation of transcription by RNA polymerase II. Bases 280 to 1941 code for a protein of 553 amino acids.
GGCAGAUUUCUAUUCUCCAUAGUGAGUGCAUUCAGAUCCAUCGUUUUAGCAGGAGAUUAGGAGAAUAUUAAUCCCUUUUUGAGUGCAAUAUAAUAUUGAGCAAUUUGUUUGUAAUGAGGGGACGAUUAUUGAGGAUAAUGCAUCUGGAAUGAACCCUGAUGGAUGCAGAGGAUAAAUAAAUGUUGAUAUUGAUUGGUUGAUAUUGCUGUUUAUUAUGACAUUAUAUGACAUAUUACUGAUGACUGGACUCUACUUAUUCCUUCCUAAGUGCUUCAGAUCAUGAAGACUUUAUCUCCGUAUGGAUUUAAUCCCAAGUACUAUCAUCAUGGAACUACAUUCAAGAGCCCAGCCAUUUCCAGUGGUAUCCCCAAUCUCUUGUCUUCGGUGAUGGGGGAUGUCUAUGGACCAGAAGCCAGCUACUUGACUAGUGAGACAUUCCACACUCCAAGUUUUGAUGACGAUUUUGACAUCACAUCUUUGAAUCUCCCUCCAGUAACAGACAGUGUAUCACACCCACAGCCCCACCCCCAGACGAGCUUCCCAGCACCCCAGUACUCAGACUUUCUCCCUGUGCAGUACAAUGUUUACUCUCAGCAGAGCACUACCCCAGUAUCUAGUGUCAGUCCUUUAAACACUGCAGCAUUUACCCCAAUCUUCCCCCCACAGAACUUUGAUAUCCCAGAUAUUUCUUUUACCAAUAAUUUGAAUCCCAGUGUUAGUUCUCUGACAUCUAUGGCCAUGAUGACCAGCUCUAUAGACAAUGGAAAUCAGAAUUCACCUUUUUCCCAGACUACCAUGGCUUCAACAGUUCCUACUAUGACCAACAAUGCUCAGAUCUCAGUCAUUAAAAUGGACAACAACUUUCUGGAGCCUAACAGAGAGACUUCACCUUCCCAAAGCACAAAUUCAGUGUCUCCACAAAGGGAGAGUAGUGAGGAUAGCAGUGAUGAUUGUCUCCCUUUGGCCCAGCUAAUGAAAAGACAAGCAGCAGCCAAAUCAACAGUGGUGGAAAAAGAGCCUUCACCCCCACCAGCCGGGGUCACUAAAACCAGAAAAACACCCAAAAAGAAAAAGAAGAAGGAUCCCAACGAGCCCCAGAAACCAGUUUCAGCAUACGCUUUGUUCUUCCGAGAUACUCAAGCAGCUAUAAAGGGAGGUAAUCCCUCCGCCAGUUUCGGAGAGGUUUCCAAAAUCGUGGCAUCCAUGUGGGAUAGUCUGGAACCGGAGAGAAAAAAUCUUUAUAAAAAGAGAACUGAGUUAGCAAAGAAGGAGUAUCUGAAACAGCUAGCAGCCUACAGAGCUAGCCUGGUAUCACAGUUACCAAUGGAUGAUAACAGUCCAUUUGGAAAUGUCAUGGAUAAAAGUCACUUGACAAGGGGGCCACAGACCUCUCCCAUGCAUGGAUCUCCCAAUGUAUCCCCACCUCAAGGAGUCUGGCCCAUGUCCUCCAUGCCCAUGCAGAACCAGUCACCCCUGGGUCUUCAUGGAAUGUCCCCACCAGGACAAUCUCCGGACAGUCACGGCAUGUCACCCCAAGGCACAGGAAUUUCUCCCCUUCACCAGGGACCCAAUAUGUCACCUAUCAUGGGGGAUAUGUUGAUGGGACCCCCCUCCAAUAGCCCCCCACAAAUGGGAUACAGCCCCCAGCAUCAACACGUCAGCCCUCAGCAAAUUGUGCCAUCUCCUCCACGCCCUGUUCAACCUAUCGCUCCAAGACAACCAGUCUUAGGACAGUUGAUGGAGGAAGCAAACAUAUGUUUAGAUGGGGGAGACUUGAUGCAGUCAAUGUGUAUCAGAAAUGGUUGUACUAAUCCAACUAUAGAGAGCCCAGGCUGGGACAAUGAGUACUGCUCAAAUGAGUGUGUUGUCAAUCAUUGCAGGGAUGUAUUUACAGCAUGGGUGUCAUCAAGACAAGGCUCCAACCAGUUCACUGUGAAGUGAAGAGCUCCAGUCAAAGGGAGAGAACUCAAACCAGUUCAUCAUCAAAUGAAAAAGCUGAACAAAGUCAACCAGUCAAAGGGAGAAAACUGGUUCUCAGGUUCAUUCUUCUUAUAGAAUAUUGUGAACUGGAAGUUGGAAACUUGUUAUGUGAGAAAGGAUCUCUUGUUGCAAGUGGCCUUGAUGAAUAUCUAUUUGACUACUGAAUCAUGUUAUUAUUGUUAAUAGAGAAAUGUGUUCUCUUUGCAUUGUUUUCAAGGCAAUCAUGAUUUUUUUCUAAAUUUGGUGUAAUUAUAUGCAUAUAGUUCUAUUUGUCAUAAAUAUAGUGUGCUGUAUGAACUGAAGCCAAUAAUUCAAGCUUGAUAUAUGCAGUUUCUUGCUUUCACAGCACUGACUUUAAUUAUAUGCAAAGAAUUAAGAAGAAUAAUUGAUAUAAGUAUCAUCAUGUGUAUUAAAUUUUUUUGCCUGUUACUUAUGUAAUGUUUGCUGUACACUGCAUCCUUUUACUGGGUCAUGUAUACUCUUGUUAAGGAUUCUUUUGUGUUUCCAGAUUUUUGAUAUAACUUUGUCCAUUGCUGAAUAUUAUGCAAGCAUUUAUUCAUGAUGAUGUGUUUAUAACUGAGCUGGAGACCUUCUGUCCUGAAAUCAAGUUUUUUGUGUAAUGAACAGAAAAUGUACACUGAUAUAUCAGAUUAUAUUUUGUAGAGAUUGUUAUUCGAAACAGCAGUUUGAACAUAAAAAAAAAUUCCAGAUAGGUCUUAGCAGGUGUAGAAUUUUCUUUUACAUUGGGAAAACACUGAUAAAAGCAAGAAAAAAUGAAGUAGUUAGUUAGAAUAUUAAAAUGAGAAAAAAUAUCUUUCAAGUAAAUUUUUUUUCUCUUUUGAAUUUAAUUUAUUAAUCUAUAAUUAUGUACAUAUGAAUCCUAUUAAAAUGUGACAUAGACUGUGUCGUUUUAUCUUACAUGUUUAAUGGUACCUGUGCAUGUCUCUCCUCUUCAAAGUUAGAGAAAUACACCUGUGUUCACUUACCAGGUGAAAGGGGGACAUUUAAAAAAAAAAACAACUUUAUUUUAUGCUUUUCAUACAUUAUAAGAUAUACAUGUAGCUUGCAGGAAAGUCUUAUUCUCAAUGCUGUACAAGUUUGUGCCUCCUUUAUCUUGAAGGUUAUGUCAUAUAUUUCUACUUGGUAACAUUUUAUUUGUAGAGUGAAAUAUUCUUCAGUAUUUUAAUUUACAUCAAGCAUUUGAAUGAUAAUGUUUUUUUUUUUCCUUUGAAAUCAGACUUUAAAACAGAUUGUCCAUGAUGUCAUGUAUCAUUAUGAUGAGAAAAAAGUAAUUAAAUUACAAAAAGCUC